Messenger RNA from Acanthoscelides obtectus, 1129 nucleotides. NCBI's taxonomy places the organism in Eukaryota, Metazoa, Arthropoda, Insecta, Coleoptera, Chrysomelidae. The record is from the annotation of a GenBank genome assembly.
CAAGGUGAAGGUUGGGGAUUGAAACCUUUCAUUUCAUCAGCAGUUUGAUGGCAAACAUAUGCCAAACCUUUCUCUAUCAGCUUGACAGCCCACUUAUACAGCUGAUCAAAAUAAUCGGAAGAAAAGUACGUGAAAUUCUUAAUUUGUUGCAUAACACCGCGCAGAUUUCCAAAAAAUACAAAAAUGCUGAAGCCUACGAACCCUUCCGGCUACUUUAAAGCUGUGAGCCAGGUGGUAAGCAACCAAUUAAACGUAGGCAAACAGAUUGCAGUGCUGCCAAAGCAGACCAAGUCCUUUGCACCCCCUCCGAACAACAGCUUUAUAGCCCUAAGCAGAGCCCUACCAAAUGGCAACGUCACAAUCUCCGUUGGCCCCGCAGUGACCAGCCAAGUUAGGUGGGCGCACACAGAUAUCCAAGUACCAUCAUGGGACAACUACCGCAGGGAUAGCACCAAAAAAACGGACGUAAAAAAUGCCGAAACCGAAGAAUCAAGGAAGAAUUUCACGUAUCUUAUGGCCGGAGCCCUUGGUGUAGGAUCAGCAUAUGCUGCAAAGUCUGUAGUCACUCAUUUUGUCAGCUCAAUGAGUGCAUCCGCUGAUGUACUGGCUCUUGCUAAGAUUGAAGUUAAGCUGUCCGAUAUCCCAGCAGGAAAGUCUGUUACCUUCAAAUGGAGAGGUAAACCCCUUUUUAUCCGUCAUCGCACAGCAGACGAAAUUUCGGCCGAACAGUCGGUAGCCGUUGCCUCGCUGCGUGACCCUCAGCACGAUAACGAACGUGUCCAGAAACCCGAAUGGCUGGUAGUCCUAGGCGUAUGCACACAUUUGGGUUGUGUGCCCAUCGCCAACGCAGGCGACUUUGGAGGGUACUAUUGCCCCUGCCACGGGUCCCAUUACGACGCCUCUGGUAGGAUCAGGAAGGGACCUGCUCCUCUUAACCUUGAAGUGCCCCACUACGAGUUCCCCAGCGAUGAACUCCUCGUCGUUGGUUAAGCGAUUUUUAUGAUUUAUGUUAAGUUGUAAGCGUAAGCUACUGACAUAGGAUAUUGUAACAUCUUUGUUUAUGUUCAGUGUAUAAUUUGUAAAUUAUGUGAUUCCAAAAUAAAGUUACUCAAAGGAGUUUUUUUUUUCA